UUUUACUUACGCCGCCGCCAUAGGAAUUUCCAACGCGGGGCCUUGGUCCGUACUGUAUUCGACGCGGGGCACGGGGUCCGCGGAGCUCGGGACCCCUGGGACCCAGGAAUGGAGUCUGUGACCUUUGAGGAUGUGGCUGUGAACUUCACCCUGGAAGAGUGGGCUUUGCUGGAUCCUUCACAAAAGAGGCUCUACCGAGAUGUGAUACAGGAAACCUUCUGGAACCUGGCUGCUAUAGGAAAAGACUGGAAGGAGCAAAACUUUGAAGAUGAAUAUGAAAAUUCAAGGAGAAAUCUAAGAAGUCAAGUGGUAGAGAGUUUCUGUGAAUAUAAAGAAAGUAGUCAAUGUGGGGAAAUCUUCAGCCCGCUUCCAGAUCCUAUUGUGAACAUGAAAACUUUUCCUGGAGUAAAACUAGGUGAAAGUCAUGUUUGUGGAAAUGUCCUUAUUGUUCCUUCAUUCCUAAAUUUGUCCCUCAGGGAGGACACUGAGCAGGAACCAUAUGUGUAUGAGGAAUAUGGAGAGAUGUUGGAUAAAUUUGAGGAACAUGGGAACGCCUUCCGUUUUCCCCAGUGGUUUCACAUGUAUGAAAGGACUCCAGCUGGAGAGAAACCCUAUGAAAGUGAACCAUGUGAUAACUUUAGGUGUCUCAGUUCUCUUCAAAACCAUGAAAAGAUUCUCUGUGGAGAGAAACAGCAUGAAUAUAAGCAAUGUGGGACACUCUUCAGGAGUCACAGUUACGUAGUUCUUUUCGAAGACAUGUACGAACUCACAGUGGAGAGAAACCCUACAUAUGUAAGCUAUGUGACAAGGCCUUCAGUUGUUCCAGGUCUCUUCAAAGACAUGAAGAAGCUCACAAUGGAAAGAAACGUUAUGUUUGUAAGCAAUGUGGGAAAACUUUUAGUUCUACUAGUUACAUUCGAAUACAUGAAAAAUCUCACACUGGAGAAAAACCUUACGUAUGUAAGCAAUGUGGGAAACCCUACCACAUUCCCAGGUCUCUCAGAAAACAUGAAAUAA
Cavia porcellus (domestic guinea pig) is the source of this 1017-nucleotide messenger RNA. Its product is annotated as zinc finger protein 844-like. Lineage: Eukaryota; Metazoa; Chordata; Mammalia; Rodentia; Caviidae. The transcript has 5 exons. The coding region runs from base 109 to 1017 and encodes 302 amino acids. The record is from RefSeq and is a predicted model, not a curated record. Gene Ontology annotation, biological process: regulation of DNA-templated transcription.